UUAAGAACUUGUCAAAACAGUCUUCGAGUGGCGGUUUUUUCAUUAUUCUGAUUCUGAUAACGAAGACAUGCUCAUGGGACUUAAUUAACUAAAAUAAGUAAACUCGAAAACUCUAGUUGUCAUUCCACAAAUAUUCGAAAAUGGAUUUAGACGGAGCUGAUUUUCGCAAAUAUAAAAUUAGUGCUCUUCAAGCUGUUUCUUUUACGUUGGUUGCUUCUGAGAGAGAAAUAGACAAUCCAACCAUUUGCAACAAGAGAUGUAUGUUCUCACCUCUGAUGGCUCACCAAGUUUUUGGUGAAAGUGAACUCAUUUUUGGUUAUGAAGGUCUCAGUAUUAAUUUAUAUUACCAUCACAAUUCCUCGAACUGUUUAAUAGACAUCAAGUAUGAUAACGAAGUGACUGUAAUAGAAGUCGAUGAUAUUCCAAAAUUAAUGAAUGAUUGGCUUCCAAGGAACUAUUUCCGUAACAAGGAAGAUUUCAAACAAAUGAUAAAAAACGAAAAGAAUGAUCAAAUGUUUGGGACUGUUAUUCAUCAAUUCAAACGUAAAACUGAAGUUCUGUUUCAUGAGGAUGAACAAGUGGAAUGUACAUAUAAAAUAACACAAAUAGAUACAGAGGAUGAGCUAUUCCAAGAGUAUCACGAAAGAUUUGAAACUUUUAUAAUAUGGUUCAUUGAUGCCGCCAAUUUCAUUGAUUUGAAGGAUAAGCGCUGGUUGAUUUUUUAUAUAUACGAAGAAUUCAUAAUGCCAGGAAGCGGGAAAAAGAUUAUCACUCCAAUAGGUUUUACUGCAAUUUACAAAUUCUUUUCAUAUCCAAAUAGUAAUAGAGCUAGAAUCAGCCAGUUUUUCAUCUUGCCAACCCACCAAGGCAAAGGUUUGGGUACCAUCUUUUAUAAAACUGUUUAUAAUAGAAUAUUGGAAGAUAUGCCAGAAAUCACAGAUUUAACAGUGGAAGAGCCAAAUGAGUUAUUCCAACAGAUGCGCGAUUAUUGUGAUAGCCUUCAUAUCUAUAAGGAUUUAAAGGCUACAGGAGUUAACUUGGCACUAAAAAACGGCAAAACGCUGUUUUCUUAUUUCUCGAAACAUAAAAUCAAUAAGAAGCAGAGCUUGAGAAUAACCGAUAUAUUAGAGUAUCUUAAUGCCUCGCAGAAAGGUUCCUCGGAAAAAGAUGAUUUUGAAGAGAAGAUAUUCCAACGUUUCAAGCUGCAGAAAAUGAACGAAAAUCACGUGGGAAAAAUUGCUAGAGGAUCGAAUAAAGAAAAGAUCGAAACAGAGGAAAUUGACGAAAAUGUGCUGCGGCAAGAGUUGAAAGCUUACCUCGAUCAGUUAACACCUGUUGUGGAAAAAUUGAUUAAAACUUUAAAAACACAAUGAAGGAACGGUUGUUCUGCUGUUAAAUCCAUCUAAAUAUUAUUAUUACUGUUAUUUGUAAUUUAAGUGUAUUAUGUGUAACUUAUGAGAAAAUAAGUCGUACUUUUUGUUAUAUUUUUCUUUUGUACUUAUAAAACCAUGCUAUAGUAAAUAAAA
This is a messenger RNA of Coccinella septempunctata (seven-spotted ladybird), 1526 nucleotides long. RefSeq names its product histone acetyltransferase type B catalytic subunit (gene Hat1). Gene Ontology annotation, biological process: subtelomeric heterochromatin formation. The record is from RefSeq and is a predicted model, not a curated record. Bases 141 to 1373 code for a protein of 410 amino acids. Gene Ontology annotation, molecular function: histone H4 acetyltransferase activity. The transcript is spliced from 7 exons. Gene Ontology annotation, cellular component: nucleus. NCBI's taxonomy places the organism in Eukaryota, Metazoa, Arthropoda, Insecta, Coleoptera, Coccinellidae.